CUGAUCGCAAGAGAGCGUGUGCAAGCAUUGUUUUUCUACAGUGUCUGACCUGGCGAGGAUUCCCAUUUCUGCAGACAACAGCUCGCGAAUAACAAGCAAUAAAAAAUGGAGAAGACAUACAGCCCGAGUAGGAUAGAAUCGGCAAGCAGCAUCUAGAUCAUAUCAGCCACAACGAGUGUGCGGCAGUAAUGAUUGAGAGGUUGCCACAGGCAAAUAAUAAGUGUUAUCGGCUUGUCAUCAAACUAUUCGUCGUUGAGGAAAGGGAGACGAGCCGGCGGCGGCGACGCGCGCGACAAUACGGGGGAAAAGACUGCUCAGAGACACUCCGACGGCCGCCCGUUGCGGCGAUACACUAGUGCAAGCGCCGCCAAGUGCCCGCAGUUUCGCUCGCUCGCUCGAACAAGGCACACAGCUGCUGCCGAUCCUGCUACUUUGCUCGAAUCGUCCUUCUAGCUAAUCGAGCUUUCUUUAUCUUUGUGCUUUUUCUCUUUUCUUUCUGCUGUCGGUUUAUAUCCAAAGUAACCAAGUCAGCGAAAGCUUGCUGCUGCUGCUACUGCUGCUGCUGCUGCUGCUGCUGCUGCUGACGACUUUUCCACUUGACAGUCACAUUGUACGCGUCGAAAAUUUCGAAAAUUUACCGACUCGACGGGCCAAACUUCUGCCACUACAGGUACCGUGAGACCAGUGUACCAAGGUUCAGAAGCAGGCUACACAAAAAGCGUAUUCUGGGAAUGCAUAAGACUCGACGGAAAGCUCGCGGCUUAAGAUAGCUACUCUGACAGCCUGCAACCACUGUUCAAGCCGAAACCGUUUCUUCCUUUCUCUCACAGCUCAGUGAUUAUUUAAUUCAAACGGCGCACUAAGUUACUUCCAAUUUUAAACAACUUGACGACAAUUAGUUAUGACUACUUAUGGUACUUAUGAACUAAAAAGCGAGAAGAAUUUGGAUACGACGAAACAAAAAAUUCAAGAUACUCAGGAUGAACAGAUGUGGGCGCACGGUUACGAGAGAAGUCUCGCAAGCACGGCAAUCACUUUACUCGCGUGCGUAUUGACAGGCGGCCUGCUGCGCCUGUUCUUUCACUGGUAUCCUCAUCUUUAUCUAUACGCGACCCACAAGAAGUGCAACCUAAACGGCGCCACCAAAAUUUUAAUCGUGGACGAUUAUCAAGGCAAAUACAAAUCUUAUAUUGUCAAAGAUGUAAUCGCCGUGUCGACCAAGAAUGUCAGAUUGGAAUCAUUGUCUCGCCACUUCAGCAAAGUAGAUAAAAAUCUGAUUGAUCGAAUUAGAGACAAGGACUUGGAAUUGCAUCUGGAAAAUGGAACGAGGUGUCAAGUACAAGAGUAUAGAACAUUUCAGUGUAAGAAACAAUGCUACGUGUGGGACGAUAAAAUGGGGGAGUUUUCGAAGCUUACGAGUCUUGAAAAAUACGCCCUGUGUCAAGAUCUUCAAACGGAAAAAAUCAAGGGACUAUCUCGAGAAGAACAAUUACUUAGGCGGAUCGUGUACGGAUACAACGAGAUUCUAGUACCAGUAGAAGGCUUUCAAGUGUUGUUUGUUCUCGAGAUACUAAACCCAUUCUACGUCUUUCAAGUUUUCAGUUUAUUCGUUUGGUUCGAGGAAGGCUACCUGUACUACGCGUUGGCUGUAAUUCUCAUGUCUGCUUGUGGAAUUAUUACCUCUAUUCGUCAAACGAGAGCCAAUCAAAUAAGUCUUCGGAACACAGUCGCCUCGACAGAGACGAUACGAGUGUUACGAAGUAACGGCGAGUAUGAGAGUGUCUCCAGUGACGAGCUUGUCCCAGGAGAUAUAAUCGAACUACCAAAACAUCAAGCAAUUGUCGCAUGUGAUGCUGUCCUUUUGACAGGCAGCUGUAUUGUCAACGAGUCAAUGCUCACAGGUGAAUCUGUACCAGUUACCAAAACUCCCUUGCAAUCUCAUCCGGUAUUGUACGACUCCAGAGCACACUCUCAUCACACAUUAUUCUGUGGCACAACUAUUAUUCAAACCAAACAGUAUGGAGAUAAACCUGUACUUGCUAAAGUUAUUAAAACUGGUUUGUGGACUAAUAAAGGGUCGUUGGUCGCGGCUAUUUUAUAUCCGCCGCCGACCGACUUCAAAUUCGAUCAAGAUUCGUACAAACUUAUCGCAAUACUUAUUGCUGUAGCUUUUGUUGGAUUUUUCUACACUUUAGCCACCAUGAUCGAACGAGGAAAUACUGUAACAAACAUUGCCAUAAAGACUCUCACGGUUUUCACGAUUGUAAUUCCACCAGCUUUACCGUCAGUUAUGGCAGUAGGAAAAAUGUAUGCGAUAUUCCGCUUAAAGAAGAGAAAAAUUUAUUGCAUAAAUACACGAGCUAUUAACAUUUCGGGUAGCAUUGAUUGUGUGUGUUUUGAUAAGACUGGAACUUUAACAGAAGAUGGCUUAGAUAUGAUGGGUAUUGUCAUGUACGAAGAUAACGAACUUCACCAACUAGAAAAAGAUGUAACAAAGUUGGAAAACACGCGAAUUUUUAAGGGCAUGCUUGUUUGUCAUAGUUUGACGAUGAUCGAGGAAGAGUUGAGCGGAGAUCCUUUGGACGUGAAGAUGUUCGAAAGUACAGGUUGGCAAUUAUACGAGCCGGAAUUGAACGACCCAACGAAUAUUCACUCCUUGCAAGCACUUACAAUUUUAAAGUCACCCCAUGACACCUCGCUGACUAUGGAGAUUCUCCAGCAAUACCAGUUCUCGAGUACGUUACAACGUAUGUCCGUGAUCGCAAGAUCGCCUACUGAGCAUGGCCAACUCUAUGCUUUCACUAAAGGCUCACCCGAGAUGAUUCUCAGUUUGAGCGUACCUCACAGUAUACCAGUCGAUAUCAUGGAUAUCCUAAGGUACUUCACUGAACAAGGUUAUCGGGUGAUUGCUCUUGCUGCCAAGGAAAUCGCUGGUGUCUCUGAUGAGCAGGUACAACAAGUAGCGAGAGACGUCGUAGAGCAAGACCUUGAAUUUUUAGGUUUAAUUAUUUUAGAAAAUAGACUGAAGGAUCCAACAAUAAAAGUGAUCACAGAUCUUCGAGAUGCUAAUAUUAAAACAGUUAUGAUCACCGGUGACAAUAUACAAACGGCAAUCAGCGUUGCAAAAGAAUGUGGAAUCCUGACACAUGAAGAAACGGUAGUAAGCGUUACAAUGGUACCCAGUGAUAACAAGGAUCGACCCGAAGUAUUCUUCAACGUACAAGGACUUCCUAUAUUGGAAAAUAAAUUAAGGACCGUAUCUAUGGGAGAUUUGGAAUGUGGGCUCAAGUCUCAAAAUUAUAAGUUCGCAUUGACCGGUGAUACAUGGCAAAUGCUACGCGAACAUUACAGUGACAUAUUACCAAAAAUCUGUAUAAAGGGUGUAGUUUUCGCUCGAAUGAGCAGUGAUCAGAAACAACAACUUGUUGUUGAAUUGAUUCAACUAGGAUACCACGUAGCUAUGUGCGGUGAUGGUGCUAAUGACUGUGGCGCAUUAAGAGCGGCACACGUUGGAAUUUCGCUUUCCGAAGCAGAAUCAAGUGUCGCAAGUCCAUUUACAUCUCGAGUUCCUGACAUCACGUGCGUGCCAACAGUCAUCCAGCAGGGACGAGCAGCUCUUGUUACAUCGUUCGGCAUUUUCAAGUUCACUGUUUGCUAUUCACUCACGGAAUUCAUUAGUACAAUUAUCCUUUAUUCCAUCAGUUCCAAUUUCACGGGCAUGCAAUUUUUAUACGUGGAUAUUCUGCUGUUCGUUACUUUUGCCUUCUUUUUCGGUAAAACCCAAGCUUAUGAAAAGCGAUUAGCUAAAGAACCGCCAACUUCGAGUCUCAUAAGCUUUACACCGUUGUUUUCCUUAACCGUUCAUACAAUCAUAAUUGCUGUAUUUGAGCUCAUUGCCUUCUACGCGGUACAACAGUUCUCAUGGUUCACACCGUUCGUUCCGAGAGAUGAGUACCUCUACGAUGGCUAUGAAAAUUAUUCAGUUUUCUGCCUGUCUAGCUUUCAAUACGCUAUGUUAGCCAUUGUUUUCUCACAAGGAAAACCGUACAGAAGGUCUAUCGACACAAAUAAAUACUUUAUUAUCUCAAUUGUUAUGCUUUCAAUCCUUAAUUGUUAUGUCACGUUAUACCCAGCACAGUGGGUCGUUGACGCACUAGAGCUCAAGAUGCCACCAGUUUACGACUGGAGAUUUAUGAUUGUCGGCCUUGCAUUCAUAAACUUUCUGAUUUGUUUCGCUUUUGAAUCCUUUGUAGUAGAAUAUAUUAUCCAACAAAAGAUCAAACCAAAGUUGUACAAGCCUGAAAAGGCGAAAAAGCAGUACUUGUUAUUAGAGCACGAUUUACAGUGCAAUCCACAUUGGCCUCCAAUUAGCCGGGAGCUUCCGUGUUUACCGAUAACACCGAGUUACGAAAAUAUAAUCAAUUCAACUCGUAGAGCAAGUAUAGCCGAGUCAGCUAUAUGUGUUUGUAUUGUUAACGAAAAUGAACAGCAACAAACUCACCCGGAUUAAUUGAUUGCCAAAAUUGGAGUCAACAAUUGAGCUUACAAAAGCGAGUUGACUUGUAUUAAUUGAAUUUGUAUAAAAGUGAUAUUUAUAAGAGUAUUAUUUACAAAACUUUUGUACAUUUAUAGACUAAGUAUUAUAGACCGACAUAUUUUUAAAAAGUGAAGACGUUGAUAAUAAAAAAAAAUACUGUUACCUUGA
Phymastichus coffea is the source of this 4705-nucleotide messenger RNA. RefSeq names its product polyamine-transporting ATPase 13A3-like. Gene Ontology annotation, cellular component: membrane. Lineage: Eukaryota; Metazoa; Arthropoda; Insecta; Hymenoptera; Eulophidae. The transcript is spliced from 18 exons. The record is from RefSeq and is a predicted model, not a curated record. Gene Ontology annotation, biological process: polyamine transmembrane transport; intracellular calcium ion homeostasis. The coding region runs from base 902 to 4510 and encodes 1202 amino acids. Gene Ontology annotation, molecular function: P-type transmembrane transporter activity; ATP hydrolysis activity; polyamine transmembrane transporter activity.